Messenger RNA from Fraxinus pennsylvanica, 654 nucleotides. NCBI's taxonomy places the organism in Eukaryota, Viridiplantae, Streptophyta, Magnoliopsida, Lamiales, Oleaceae. The record is from the annotation of a GenBank genome assembly.
AUGGAAGAAAUCAUAACCCGUGAUGAACAUGGCCGGCUUUCUAGAAAUGGCCAGAAGAAGAUGUUAAAUGGAAAUGUCUGUGCUAAUGGACCUCCAACUACGCUAAGUGGCACUGGCAAGGAUCGCAUGGCAUUUUUACAAGCAAAUCUAACACGAGAUAAUACACGAUCUCUAAAUGGGGCAUUAGUUGGUGAGAGGAAUGUGUUCCAGUUUGAUCAAGGACUUGGCAUUGGUAGCAAGUUCCCAUUCUUCAAUCGCCACAAGCUAACGAUGACCAAAUUUUUCCCUCUAAGGCAAGUCGAAGAAGGCAAAGGUAAUCCUGCACCACCUGUUUUAGUCCUUCACGGCCUGUAUGGUGGUUGUGUAGGAGAUCUCCCGAACCACGAAGCUUUUACACUUGGUGGACCACAUUCAUUGGCAGCUGAGAUUCGAAUACCCGUGAAAAACGCGUACACUUAUGCAUUUGCAGAACAUGGAAAUGAUCUCGGAAGUUCAGUAUCUGUACAAGGAAACCCGACGAAGGCAUACAUGAGAAAAGGUCAUGGUUCCUCGUAUGGUGUUGGAGUGAAGUUCGGUCAAGUACGUGCUGAGUAUGCUGUUGAUCAUAACUCCAGGCGGGGCUCGUUUUUCGUUCAUGUUGGGGAUAGAUUCUGA